Anas platyrhynchos (mallard) is the source of this 3740-nucleotide messenger RNA. Its product is annotated as ankyrin repeat, SAM and basic leucine zipper domain-containing protein 1-like. Gene Ontology annotation, cellular component: pi-body. Gene Ontology annotation, molecular function: protein binding. Lineage: Eukaryota; Metazoa; Chordata; Aves; Anseriformes; Anatidae. The record is from RefSeq and is a predicted model, not a curated record.
AGUGAAGGUGCUACUUCCCCCCCUCCCCAAAUACAUGUAGAUGAAAGGAAUGGGCAAGUUGAUAAUAUUCUCUGCUUUUAAUAAGGUGGAAACACUGAUCUACACCUGUCCUUAUUCCCUGAUUAAUGUGCUCCAUGUGCUAAAUGAGAGGCCCACCGCUGGGUCUCUGGUAGCAUCAAGAGAGAUGGUCUUUAAAGAGGAAAAAAAAAAAAGUUUCAUGUAGUUAAGAACCAAAUCAGAAAUGGUUUAGUCACCCAGGUUCCUGUGUUUCAUAUCUGGGAAGGGUUAAGGAUAUUUUUGUUUCAAUGCACCAUUUGACUUGACUUCGUUUCGUUUAGAAAAUAAAUGCCAACUCUUAAAAUGCUUUAAAACAUGGUAACUGAUCUAAGUUGUUGAAUCUCUGUUCUGUUAAACUGAACCUUGUGGUAAAGUGUGACUGUGGUGUCAUGGGCUUUCUUCCUCUGAAUUGCUCUACACAUAUUCAGUCUUCACUGAAUUGAGGUGCCCCCCUUGAUAAUGCAGUGAGCUUUUAACAUCUUGAUGUUCUUGUCCCCAUUCCUUUCAGGAGACAAAUGACUCCGUUGAGGUAUGCAGCUAGAAAAGGCUCUUCUCGUGGUGUUGGUCUUCUUGUUGCUCAUGGAUCACACAUAAAUGCCCAAGAUGAAGAUGGAUGUUCAGCAUUAAUAUGGGCAGCACACCAUGGACACAAAAAUGUCAUUUUUAAGUUGCUGGAGCUUGGAGCUGACAAAAAUCUACAGACUAAGGAUGAGAAGACAGCAGCAGAGCUAGCAAAAAUCAAUAAGCAUUCAGAGAUUUAUAGUUUACUCUCUUUGGCUGUAAAUCCCUCGCAAGGGAAAUACCAUGAAACGAUGAAGCAAGAGGCUAGCUACAAAUUUCUGACAGCUGUCCCUGACCACAGAGUUGGUUUCUAUUCAGCUUUGGAUGACAUGGAAGUAUUUUUACAUGGUCCUGGUCUAGAACACCUAAUAGGAUUAUUGAAGGAAAGAGAUGUAUAUUUAAGGCAACUUCUGAUCAUGCAAAAAGAAGAGUUAAUGCAGAUGGGCGUUACAAAUCCUGUAGAUCAACAGAAACUCCUAGAUGCUAUUAAAGAGCUACAAGUGAAAGAAGUAAGAAUUGGAGAUCUCCCUGAAGUAGUGAAGAUGGAAUUCAGUGGAAACGAAUGCCUCAAGUUCCUUCAGAAGCUGAAUAAAGAGUGUAGCAAGCUGAAUGUUCCUCUGCAGACCGUAAAUAAUCAUUUCCUCAAAAAUUCUCACAAGAUAGCACUGCAGUGGGCGCCAACCGAAAGAUACAUUGAAGUCUGCAGAGACAUGGUUUCCAGUGUUGAAAGGUUGGGAGAAGAAGUUGCCAGACUGAAGGACCUCAUGGAGAAGCAUGAACAGAAGAAUGACCCCAGUCAAGCGGUAUUCCCAGAAAAAGCACCCACCUUGGAAAAAAGAUUAGUAAAAAUGGGAGCAAUAACAGUGCUUGCGUUUGUUUUUUUCUUCUUUAUAACUAAGUUAAUGGCAAAGAAAGAGUGACUUUUUUUAGUGCUUUGAAUACUUUUUGGAAAAUUUGGUCGCAUUAUGCUUCUAUUCGGCAUAUGUAACUGAGCUGAAUUCAUAUGAAAAUUACUGGUUUCUCAUCAUAUCAGUAAUAUUUGCAUCCAGUACACACUUCAGUCUAGAAUCAAAAAUAAAAUCUCCUUAUGUAAAAGCGUAUUAAGGUUUUGUUUCUAGUAUAGACAGUUUGUACAGAAUCUCCUCGAAGUUGCUUUUUUGCCACAAGGUUGUAACUAUUACUUACUGAUUACUAGUUUUGUUUUCACUUGCUGUUCAGUUGCUGUCAUAGCUGCUUCCUGCUGUUCACAAACGUAAACAUAAGCAAAUAAUACUGUAUUGUUUAUGUUGCAUGCUCGUAUUUAAAAUGAUCACGAUGGUGGGUUUUGCCUUUUUAAUAUUAAGUAUCAUGAUUUCUAUGUUGAGAAAGAUCUUUUGCAGUACAGAUUCAUAUGAAAAACUUUCUGCUAAGGUGUACCUGUUUUGUUGUUUUGUUUUGUAACAGCCACAGGACAGCAAAGACCUUUUUACAUACUGUCUGGAAAGUAUUUUCCAGCUGAACCGUGCUAAUCAAUUUAUGCCUGAGAUCUGUUUCCUCAGGCAUAAUUACUUCUAUUAACAGCUUCAUCCCAAAAAGGAUUAUAAGGAUGCUAAAAGGAUUGUAGGAAUCCUUAGCUACAAGAAUGCAGGCACCUUAGAAGGAGUAUCAGCAUGUUUCUUCUUGAUCUGAUGAGCUUUCACUACAGCAGCUUUGUGGUGAGUGAUUCUCUCUUAAGGUUUUCUCCAUUUAAAGAGUUGUUUGUAGUUCUGCAGCAAAAUAUUAGUAUCUGUUUUUCGUCUGAUUACCAUGCUAGCUAUGUUGCAAAAAAAGGAAUUGGUGUAAGUCAUCCAAAUCACAGUUACAUCUUUGUGGACUUCAAUAAAGACAUGUAAAAGUGCUGAAGGUUUGUAAAGGGACAUUCUUCUGCUAAAUCAGCUGGAGAACCAGUAGUCGCAAUGGGGUGUCGUACUUCAGCACUCUUUUUGGAGGUGUGUGCAGUCUUAAUCUUGGAUGCUCCCUCCAGAGACUAGAAAUGAGAAGAUAAAAAAAAGACUGAUUGCUACUCUGGGCUGUUACUGUUGCUGUCAGUUGUUUUCUGCUUUUUGUUUUAGAAAAUUACCUCGAGUGUUAGUAUGUUUGCUUGUUAUUGCAGUUGUCUUACCUCCUUUCCUCCCAGCUUUCUCAUUCAAUGCAAGGACCAUCCUACAGAGUGAUGAAGCUAGAAGCAAAUAUAACUUUUUUUUUCCAUUCUGUUCCCAGCUUUGGAUCAGAGAGGGUAAGUCAUAAUCCCCACCACCACCAUCUACCAGCAGAAGUGUAGAAGUGCAUAAUCAUAUCAGCAUCCUGACUUGAAGCAGCAAAGAAAAGGAAAUACUUUAAAAAUAGUUCUGUUUCUUUGUAUUACCGUGUAAUUAGUUCAGAACUAACAAAACACAUCACAAAAGGAAAAAUCCAUGAAAAUGGAAAAUACAAAAAUCUAUGAAGUGCAGUUUUAACUGUCACACACAAUGUUGUACGAAUAGCACUCCUCUGAUUACCGCUAAAUGCAGUUCAAAAAUACUCAGAUGCAGUUGUCCAGUGAUGAGGUAGCUGGCAAAUAUUAGUAGAAGCUUGAUGCAUAACAACAUCUUUUUGUUGUGUUUUUGUUUUUUUUUUUCCAUUUGGGGGGGGGCUGUUGUUGUUCGUACCUAUUGUAAAAUACCAACGAGGGGAAAUAAAAGUAUGAUACUUGCUGAUAAAUGGCUUCUAGUUUGAGAAGUAGAAUAGAAUAUCCUUGGCAGAAAUGAGUCAAAGGUUUGAACAUUGUACUAAACUAAUUUUGUAUAGGUAAAGUCGUCAGAAAGGUGAUACCUUAAAUUCCAAAUGUCUUUAUUUUACUACUACACUUCCAUUUUACUAUUUCAUUUACUACAUUUUACUUCAUGUAUUGAAUUUCUUUACUACUUCAUUUACUAUAUUUUACUAUGUAUUUCAUUUUGCUACUACAAUUACUACUAUUCCACUACUAUUGGUACACUGGGCAAGCUUUUUUUUGUUUCUGUAGACCAUGUUAUGGAUCUAAUAAGAGAAACUGAAUAAGCAGAGGACUGCUUUUUCCUAGUAAUUUGUACAAUAAAAGCAAAAUGCAUUUCUAUUUUAAAUAA